Naegleria gruberi is the source of this 1375-nucleotide messenger RNA. RefSeq lists its product as uncharacterized. The transcript has 4 exons. The coding region runs from base 1 to 1353 and encodes 450 amino acids. Gene Ontology annotation, cellular component: cytoplasm. Gene Ontology annotation, biological process: regulation of MAPK cascade; protein phosphorylation; intracellular signal transduction. Lineage: Eukaryota; Heterolobosea; Eutetramitea; Acrasida; Naegleriidae. The record is from RefSeq and is a predicted model, not a curated record. Gene Ontology annotation, molecular function: protein serine/threonine kinase activity; ATP binding.
AUGUCUUCAUUAUAUGUAACGGGAGUUGAUACCAACACUGUGUAUCAAAGAUUAGAGUUGUUGGGAGAAGGUUCAUAUGGUGUUGUUUGGAAAGUGAUGAAUAAAAACGAUGGUCAUAUUUAUGCAUUGAAAUGUGUACCAGUUGAAAAUGAUAUUGCCGAAGUUGAGAAGGAAAUUAACAUUUUAAAGGCUUGUGAAUCACCAUAUAUUGUAAAUUAUUAUGGAGCAUACAAACAAGAUCAAGAACUCCAAAUUGCUAUUGAAUAUUGUGGAGGAGGUUCCGUGCAGGAUUUACUUACAGUUCUUGGACCAAUGUUGACUGAACCACAAAUUGCUGCUAUUUGUUCAUCAGCAUUGAAAGGUCUUGUUUAUUUACACUCUCAAAAGAAGAUUCACCGUGAUAUAAAGGCAGGAAACAUUCUUCUCACUGAUGAAGGAGAUGUAAAACUAGCUGAUUUCGGUGUUAGUGCACAAUUAAAUAAUACAAUUUCCAAGAGAAGAACAGUGAUAGGUACUCCUUAUUGGAUGGCACCUGAAGUAAUUCAAGAAACUGAAUAUGACGGAACUGCUGAUGUUUGGUCACUGGGUAUUACUGCCAUUGAAAUGGCUGAAGGAAAGCCACCUCUUCAUGGAAUUCAUCCAAUGCGUGCAAUUUUCAUGAUUCCAAACAGACCUCCACCAACACUUUCAAACCCUGAAAAAUGGUCUGAAGAAUUUAGAGAUUUUGUUGCUUAUUGUUUAGUAAGAGAUCCAGCUGAAAGACCAUCAUCUAAAAAUCUUCUUAAACACAAAUUUAUUCAACGAGCCAAAUCAACUAAAAUUUUACAAGAAUUAAUUGAAAAGAUGAAUCAAAUAUUUGCUGAAGCAGGAGGAAGAUUUAAUUAUUUCAAGAAAAAGGCCGAAGAUAAUGAUGAUAACAAUGGAAGUGAUACUGAAGAAACUGAUACGGAUAGUUCUGGUGACAGUGAUUCUGACUCUGAUGAAGGAUAUGACACAUUAGUCCAACACAAGCCUACAAAUAAUCAAACAGGAACAACAAAAAUAACAAAGAAACCAGUGAAGAAGGAUGAUUCUUCAUCUGAUAGUGGCACUGACAGUGAUGACAGUGAUGAUGAUGAUGAUUGUGGAACUAUGGUGAAACAUCAACCUAAAAAAGUUGAAAAUAACACACCAAAAGUAGUAAAUAAUGAGGAAAUGGAACAACUUAAAAAGUUGUAUUCUGCCCUCAAUGUAGAUGAAUUGAAGAGACAAUUGAAUAAUAUGGAUGAAGAAGAACAAAAGCAAAUACAAGAGAUUAAGGAAAUGUUUUCUAAGAGGAGACAAACCAUACAAUCAUUGUUAGAUCAAAAAUAGUAAACUUAUUUUAUUUCUUAAU